This is a messenger RNA of Raphanus sativus (radish), 818 nucleotides long. RefSeq names its product tetraspanin-9-like. Gene Ontology annotation, cellular component: plasma membrane; plasmodesma. The transcript has 2 exons. Bases 1 to 810 code for a protein of 269 amino acids. NCBI's taxonomy places the organism in Eukaryota, Viridiplantae, Streptophyta, Magnoliopsida, Brassicales, Brassicaceae. The record is from RefSeq and is a predicted model, not a curated record. Gene Ontology annotation, biological process: auxin-activated signaling pathway.
AUGGUUCGUUGCAGUAACAGCCUCGUAGGCAUACUCAACUUCUUCGUCUUCCUCUUGUCCAUUCCCAUUCUCUCCAGCGGAAUCUGGCUCAGCCUUAAUGGCCACACGCAGUGCGAGAGGUUCUUCGACAAACCCAUGAUCGCUCUCGGCGCUUUUCUCAUGGUUGUCGCACUCGCAGGAGUCAUAGGAUCUUGCUGUAGAGUUUCGUGGCUCCUAUGGUUUUACCUUUGCGUGAUGCUCUUGUCAAUCAUCGUGGUCCUUUGUUUCACCAUCUUCGCCUUUGUCGUCACCAAUAAAGGCUCUGGCGAAACCAUCCCCGGAAAGGUUUAUAAGGAGUAUAGACUCGGUGACUACUCUGAGUGGUUGCAGAAGCGUGUUAACGACAAUCAUCAUUGGAAAAACAUUAGAAGCUGUCUUUACGAGGACAAGUUCUGUAAUCGCUUGGAGUUCUUCUCAGCUGGUAGAUUUCAUAAUGCUUCUGAAUUCUCCAAGAUUGAUCUCAAUUCUCUUGAGUCUGGCUGCUGCAAGCCCUCUAAUGACUGUAACUUCACCUACAUAAGCCCAACAACUUGGAACAAGACAUCAGGAACAUAUAAAAACCCAGAUUGCAACACUUGGGACAGCGAUAACAAAAAGCUCUGCUACGAUUGCCAAUCAUGCAAGGCCGGUUUUAUCGACAACCUCAAGACCUCAUGGAAACUAGUUGCUAUUGUCAACAUCGUCUUCCUUGUAGUCCUCAUUAUCGUCUACGCUAUGGCAUGUUGCGCCGUCAAGAACAACAAGGAUGACAACAGUUAUGCGCAGUUCUAAAGAGUGGG